AAGUUCGCCUCGGGUGCCAGCAAUCCUUGGGCCGUCCCUGCCCCCAAGGAACUCAAGGUGGCGGGCGGCUUCCUAGUUGAAUCCUCACAACAACCCUGUGAGGUAGGUUCGGCCGAGACGUCGCCCAGCAACCUCCAUGACCGAUCUGUAGGUGCUGAUGCUUCCUACUGGUAAAGAUGCCAUCCCGAACUAACCUGGCAGCUUCAAUCCCCAGCAGCAAAGUGAAAUAUUCCAAGCUUGCGAGCACAGAUGAAGGCUACAUUGACCUGCAGUUCAAGAGGAGCCCCCCCAAGAUCCCCUACAAGGCCAUUGCUCUGGCCACUGUGCUGUUCCUGAUUGGCACCCUUCUCAUUAUCAUUGGGGCUCUGCUCCUGGCAGGAUACAUCAGCAAAGGAGGAACCGAUCGAGCGAUCCCUGUUCUGAUCAUCGGAAUCCUGGUGUUCCUUCCUGGCUUCUAUCAUUUGCGUAUUGCGUAUUUUGCUUCCAAAGGCUACAGGGGCUAUUCCUAUGACGACAUUCCUGAUUUUGAUGACUAGAAUAUGGCAGAACACAGCUUUUUUUUAGGAAGAGAAGUUUUUGCAACUUUUGCAAAAAAAAAACCCACAAAAGGAAAAUGGGGGUUUCUGCAUAAUUUCCCUUUGAUUUCACGGAGAAUGUUGCUACAUCAUGCAAAGCAAAUCAUGUGAGCAGCUGUCAGGGGAAACAUGUCUGCUUUGAGAUGGGAAGUUAUUUCUGGGCGGCAAAUGCAGCUGUGCCUCUUAGCCCAGCACCAUAUGGAGGCACGUGAGCUUAAGGGGGAGGAAGAAACUCAGGUGUUUUUGUUUGGGGUUUUUUAAAGUCUGUUGGUAUUUCUUCUCAGUUGACUUUUUAUCUAGAGCUGAACAUCUGCAAAGCAAGAACUGGAACUAGUGGUUAAUGAUUGUGUGACCAAGAAAUCUGUUCAGGCAGGCAUUCUCGCAAUUUGGCCUUUUGAGGAGCCAGUCAAAAUUUAAGGAAAAUAGAGGGUGGCUUUUAACACCACCUAGAACAUGACAUUUACCAAUAAGCCCAUAAAACUAUGCGAUACUUAAAAAUAGAGAAAAGACUGAAAACCCAGAAAAUAAAAUCUCGGGCUGGGGGGGGGGGAGCACAUCCUCCAUGGCAUACACACUCUGUUUCCUCUCAAACAAUUAGUUCAAGAGCAAAAAAAGAAACCGCAUAAGAAAGCAUUAAAAAAAAAACCACAUGCACACACUUUUGUAAGCCAUGUCCGACAAAGUCUCUCACUUUUGUGGGUGAUCCAAUGUACACCAAAGUUGACACACCUCUGUCUGGCUGACCCAGAUUAGAUCAGUUCCAGCCCCUGCUAAAGUCUCUUUCCCAGGUACCAUGCCAAAAGGUUUCCUAUUACAUCUCUUCCCCCCUCCCCCAGCAGAAUUCAAAAACUGUUGUCAGGUGGGACACAACUAUUCAAAGAUGCUGUAGUUGUCUAUUCUGUCCACUGUCUAAAUCAGCCUUCCUCAACCUGGUGCCCUCUGGACGUUUUGGACUACAAUGCCCAUCAGCUCCAGCCAGUCCAUGCAAGGUAGAUGAGAGCUGUAGGACAAAGUACCUGGAGGGUGCCAUCUUUAGAGGAGGCUGGCCUAAAUGCUAUGCAGUAUUCCUGAAAUAGGAUACAUAGAUAAAUCCCAGUCUGCAUAAGAGUUCCUUUUGUUUUGUCUAAACCUCUGCUAAAGUCUGGGUUCCACGCUAGGUUUGCACAGCUUUUAGAAUGCAAAAGAGGAUGUAUGCAAUGAGGUUUUAAUUUGUGCUUGCAGAAUAUGUAAUUAAUAUAAAUAAAGAACAUACAAUAUUCUACCUUGA
This is a messenger RNA of Zootoca vivipara (common lizard), 1842 nucleotides long. It is a transcript of the gene TMEM230, whose product is annotated as transmembrane protein 230. Gene Ontology annotation, cellular component: synaptic vesicle; endomembrane system. NCBI's taxonomy places the organism in Eukaryota, Metazoa, Chordata, Lepidosauria, Squamata, Lacertidae. The record is from RefSeq and is a predicted model, not a curated record. Gene Ontology annotation, biological process: synaptic vesicle transport.